AUGACCACUUUUCGAACAUAGACGCAUACAUAGCAUGCAUGAACUUGCUCCGCCAGCAUCUCAGUAAACGUUCGAAAAGCAAGGAUAGCUUCAUUUGCACUCAAACCCUACAGAACGUGUUGGACAGCGGUAUGCUCUACUACAACACGAGCAAUAGUCGUCGUGUAUGGGCUGCUUUGGUGGACUUCGUCACAGACGGGCUCGCCGAUGGAAACAUUCAGUCCGAGGGAGGUAUUACCCUCCUGAUGACACUAUUCUAUGGUGGGUUCGAUAUGCAUCAGCUCGCACUGAGAUUAUUGGAGCAUGGUGUCAAGACACCGACGAAGACCGAGUGGUAUGGUAUCUGGUCGAACAUGAAUGUCAAGGUUCAAGCGGCACGAUUCGAACCCCGCGCCAGCUUUGCCAGCAGCGAAGAAGCUUACAGCUUUUGUAAGGCUAUGGACCCGGCGGAAUAUUUCCUGCAUGAUCCCUUUUACCUCGCCGCCGCGAUGGCUACGAAACAACAGAGCCUUGUGGACGCAAUAGUCAAGUAUGGCCACAUGCAAAAUGAGUGGUGGAUCACAUACCCGGUGUGGGUCGACUCACCGGAUCAGCCCCCCUACGUCCCAGCCAUGGAAGAGGCGUAUCUCAGACAACACGAAGCAUUCGAAGGCCAGCCGGCCGGCUCGUCGAAACAGCCGGAAUCAGUCAAGGCCAUCGAUGCCGGCAGUGACAUUGAAAGCGAGUCAGACGAGAGAUGCUUGUGCACUGGUGGCACCCAUGAAGACGAUUGUUUCUAUUUCACGUACCCCAAAUCUAGGCAUUGUCUCAUGUUUCUCAAGAAGAGACAUGCAGGGUGGUCACUCUUCCAUCUUGCCAUUCGUUUCCGUCAAUACAAUGUCGUCAAGAGGCUCGUCGAACAAGGGGUGGACGUAAACGAAACGACGAAGAACGGUUGGAGUCCGGGGUAUAUCAUGUGCGUCAAGGAAUGUUUUGAUGAGAAGAUUGUCAAAUACCUCGUCGCUCAUGGAGUAAAUCCGCAUGUUGGAAGAAGUGGAAGGUGGGCGUCACCAUUGCAUUAUGCCCGUCAAGAAGGCGCAGACCCUCGUGCAGCCGACUUCAUGCUUGAGGCAUUUGCACUGUCGCGAAGACCCUCACCGCGAAAGACCCUACGUCCUUCCACCGCCUCAUCCAGGAAGCGACGGAUGUAGACGGUUUGUUUAGGAACAUGACGCUUGACCAGACGUUGCCUGGCUUCAUCCGUUCUGAUACCGCCAUCAACACGGUUGACGACGAUGGCAGAAUACCCCUCGGCUAUUUGAUAACUCUCAUCCACGGCAUCUACGAAA
Messenger RNA from Colletotrichum phormii, 1328 nucleotides. RefSeq lists its product as uncharacterized. The coding region runs from base 39 to 1190 and encodes 383 amino acids. NCBI's taxonomy places the organism in Eukaryota, Fungi, Ascomycota, Sordariomycetes, Glomerellales, Glomerellaceae. Gene Ontology annotation, molecular function: protein binding. The transcript has a single exon. The record is from RefSeq and is a predicted model, not a curated record.